AUGUUGGGUGGAAUUUUUUCUGGGAAAUCUUCUAUUUGUGAGCGUUUAAUUUAUAACACGUUUUGUAUUUGUUAUGAUCCCACAAAAGAAGGUGUUUAUGAAACAUUAUUAUUUUUCGACAGAAAACUUUUUGAUAUUGAAAUUUACGAUGGUACUUCUUCCGAUUGUUGUACACUGCAAAUGAUUUAUUACAAUUAUAUCAGAAAGUGUGAUGGGUAUGUUAUUGUGUAUUCUAUAACAUCAUACACUUCAUUUCUCGAAGCAAAUAAAUUUAGAGAAAGAAUAUAUCAGAUACUUGAUAUUGAUGAGCAACAACAUCUUCCGAUAUUAAUGGUGGGUAACAAAAUUGAUUUGGAAAAUGAAAGAGAAGUUGAAUAUAACAAAACGAUAGAACUAACACAACAAUGGAAAGUGGGCUUUAUCGAAUGUUCGACAAAAACAAACAAAAAUGUAAAUAAGAUAUUACAACUGGUUUGUGAAGAUGCUCUCACAAUUGCGGAUGAAAUAAAAAACAAAAACAAAUAUACCAAAAACCACAUAGUAAGACAUUAUGCGGCUCCACAUACUCACUCCUGUCGAUUCUGGCGAUGUUAUUCUCAUCGUCAAUCAACUGUUCUGCAAGUGCCUUUAGGAGCUUCGUCUUGCCAACACCAUUUGGACCCAAUGAACAUGAAUGAUCCAGUCGGUCGCUUGUAUGAUCCAAUACUACUUUUGCUUCUUGGAAUGGCCUCAGACUGCUGUCACAGCCUCAUCAUGCCAACUAAUCUCUUGUGCAAUUUGUGUCCCGGUUUCAUGAAUCUUGUCUUGUCUCUUUGUGCCACUAUGCUUACUGGGAUGCCUGUCCAUUUGUCACCACGUCCUCUUCUAGCUGUCUGUGAAUCACUUACAAUGAUAAUAUCAAUGUCUCUUAUGUCUAAUUAUUCAAUUCUGUGA
This is a messenger RNA of Entamoeba invadens IP1, 933 nucleotides long. RefSeq lists its product as hypothetical. Bases 1 to 933 code for a protein of 310 amino acids. Gene Ontology annotation, cellular component: plasma membrane. Lineage: Eukaryota; Evosea; Mastigamoebida; Endamoebidae. The transcript has 3 exons. Gene Ontology annotation, molecular function: GTPase activity; GTP binding; GDP binding. The record is from RefSeq and is a predicted model, not a curated record. Gene Ontology annotation, biological process: Ras protein signal transduction.